Molecule: messenger RNA, 1087 nt
Organism: Frankliniella occidentalis (western flower thrips)
Lineage: Eukaryota; Metazoa; Arthropoda; Insecta; Thysanoptera; Thripidae
Product: platelet-activating factor acetylhydrolase IB subunit alpha2-like
Exons: 4
Coding region: 216-878 (220 amino acids)
Source: RefSeq, a predicted model, not a curated record
UCUCUCUGAUCAAAUGGAAUUUAUCUCUUACUAUGAAAUGGAUAUUUAUGGAAGCCAAAUUAGUAUGAAUGGAAUCAGGCGACUUAAAGACGUGUGCUGUAGAAGUUUACUCUACCAGGAACGGCAAAUUUUCAUAUCAACAUAUGGCAGGAAGUUGAGGUUGGGUCGUCCCAAAACGUCAAAGUUCGUGAGUUUGAAGUCAAAUUUUCUGAGAAAUGAACCCUUGCGUUGUACCUCAGCCUGCCCCAUCAAGGGGUGAAGAUGGUGAUCGAUGGAUGCACAUUCACAAUAGAUUUCUGAGUGAAACCAAGGAACGGGAACCAGAUGUUGUUAUCCUAGGUGAUUCUAUUACUUCACAAUUGGAGCAGAGGGGAGUGUGGAAAGAGGUAUUUGCUCCUAUGCACAUCUUAAACUUCAGCAUUAUAGGAGAUCAAGUUCAAAAUGUUUUAUGGCGAGUAAAAAAUGGAGAGUUGGACAACAUUAAGCCAAAGGUGGUUGUGUUAUAUGUUGGUGAAUUCAAUAUUAGAACUUCAAAACCCGAAGAAGCAAUCGAAGGUCUCCUUGAGCUUGUUAAAACAAUAAAAGAGAAGCAGCAGGAAGCUCAAGUCUUAAUUCAGGAACUUUUACCAAGAGGUCUAAAUCCCAAUCCUCUCAGAGAUUCUAUUGAAACAUUCAACAACUUGUUAAAGGAAUCCCUAAAAACUGAACAAAAUUGUAAAGUAAUACCUGUAGGAGACGGUAUUGUGAAGGCUGAUGGAACAAUAAGUCAUGUAGACCUAGUUGAUUGGUAUUAUCCCUCGAAUGAUGGCUAUUUAAAAGCAUUUGGACCUCUAAUAGUUGAGUUAAAAACAAUUCUUCAAAAAGCUGGAGCUGCUUGAGACUGAAAAAAAAUUAUCAAUUUUUGGAACAGCAAAAGUUUAGUCUCAUUUGUUUUAUUUGUUUAAACAAAAAUAUCACUUCACAUUAUUAAAAACAUUUAAGGAAUAAAAGAUUUAUAGAGAGAGCUUUUCCAUCAACCAUAAAAUUGUGGUAUUUUCAUUUGAAUUUAAGCCAAGAUUGAUAUUAAUAAAUUAUCAACCAAAUUGUA